Messenger RNA from Closterium sp. Naga37s-1, 8661 nucleotides. Lineage: Eukaryota; Viridiplantae; Streptophyta; Zygnematophyceae; Desmidiales; Closteriaceae. The record is from the annotation of a GenBank genome assembly.
ACAUGGCUGGUGUACCUGUCGUCGCCGCUAAACCUGAGGCAGGACGGGUCGACGCUAGCAGCGGACGUGCCGUUCACGGGGACGAUGCGCGUGGCGCUGCUGCCGGGCUCCUCCCCGCAGGACGAGGAGGCGCUGCUGGACGCGCACGUGCCCACGGUGCCGGUGGGGGGGAGUGCGCAGGUGGGCGCAUUCCGCAUCAAGUACACCUGGCGCACCCAGCAGUGGCGCGAGCCGGCCAAUGGCGACACCGAGGCGCCGCUGCUCAUGCUCUCACUGCCAAUGCACCGGCGCAUGGAGGUGAGCGCACACAGCCUCUCCUCUGCCUCCGCCCUCCGCCGUCACCGCAGCGGCUCCCCUUCCGGCGCCAUGGGCGCCCUCCGCGGCCACCACAACUCCGCGUCUGCCAGACCCUCUAUCACACGCGGCAAUGCACCGUGGUCGUCCGUGGGAGAUGAGUCGGUGCCCGAUGCGUCAGUGCUGGCCUACCCCACCAUCGACGGCCAGGCGGUGGGCAUGCAGGGGGCGGUGUGGCGCCUCAAGGUUCCCAAGCGGCCGUCCACGUGGCGCGCAGGGCCACUCUCGUCCGACCCCCAGCUGCUGGACGAGCUGAGGGCCAGCCUCAAGCAGGACGUGGCGGCGCUGCCGCCCCUCUCCUCCCCCUCCACCUACUCCUUCGGCAAGACAGCGGCGCGUGCCGCCCGCCUGGCGCUGAUCGCAAAGCAGGUGCGGGAUGAGGACAGCCUGGCCGCCGUGCUGCCACCCCUGCGGACCGCGCUCUCCGCAUGGCUGGACGGCACCUUCUCCGGUAACCGCCUGCUGUACGACCCCACGUGGGGUGGCGUGGUGAGUGAGGCGGGGUCGCGUGACCAGGGGGCGGAGUUUGGAGCGGGCAUGUACAACGACCACCACUUCCACUACGGCUACUUCAUCUAUGCCGCUGCCACCGUCGCCAAGUUUGACCCCACGUGGCGCGACCAGUACCGUGCGCCGCUCAUGGACCUGAUGGCGGACUACAUGUCAGCGGAGCGCACCGCGGCGUUCCCGAGGCUGCGGCACUUUGACGCGUACGCGCUGCACUCGUGGGCCAGCGGGCUGUUUGAAUUCGGCGACGGGCGCAACCAGGAGAGCUUCAGCGAGGCGGCCAACGCGUACUACGCGGCGGCGCUGCUGGCAUCCGUGCUGGGCGACCAGCCGCUCGCCACGCUGGGCGCCACGCUGGCCGCCGUGGAGGCCCUCGCCGGCCAGACCCUCAUGCACGUGCCGCUCGCCUCGUCUAAUCCGGAUCCCUCCCUCUCACCCGGCUACGAGGCGGUGUUUGCGGACGGCAACCGCGUGGUGGGUGUGCUGUGGUCCACCAAGCGUGACGCGGCGCUGUGGUUCGCCCCGCCAGCGGACAUGGAGAAGCGCGUGGGCAUCCAGGUGCUGCCCGUCUCGCCCUUCCUCACCCACCUCUUCCCGGACCACGACUUUGCCAAGCAGCUCGUGGAGUGGGCACAACCCGUGCUGAGUGGCGCUGCCACAGACGAGUGGCGCGGCUUUGCGUGGGCGCUGCAGGCGUUGUACGACCCGCAGGGGGCCAGGACGAACAUUGCUGCUCUAACGGUGUUUGAUGAUGGCAACUCCAAGACCAAUAUGCUCUGGCUGCACCUCUCCAUUCCUUCCACAUCACGUGCACCACAACUGCCUACUAAUACCCAACACCUCCUCCAUGCCCCUUGUGCUGCUCUCUUUCCCCCUCUCUCCAACCUCCACUCCCUCUUUCCCCCACCUCUCCCCCUCGCUGGCGGAUGGUUAAUGGUGGCAACAAAGAGUUGUUUCCCUCCUCUCCCUCCCCCUCCCCAUCCCCACUCCUUGGUGGCAGCAGAGGGACCCCGCAUGGUAUUGUGGCACGCACUCCCACAAUCCCACCUCCCCAUGGUGGCGUUGAGUACACUGACAGUCUUUUCUGAAUUCCUUUUGAUUCAUGUAACGCCUUACCCUCGCAUGCCUGCCGCCAACACACAUGCCCACCAACACACAUGCCCACCAACACACAUGCCCACCAACACACAUGCCCACCAACACUCAUGCCCACCAACACUCAUGCCCACCAACACUCAUGCCCACCAACACUCAUGCCCACCAACACUCAUGCCCACCAACACUCAUGCCCACCAACACUCAUGCCCACCAACACUCAUGCCCACCAACACUCAUGCCCACCAACACUCAUGCCCACCAACACUCAUGCCCACCAACACUCAUGCCCACCAACACUCAUGCCUACCAACACUCAUGCCCACCAACACUCAUGCCCACCAACACUCAUGCCCACCAACACUCAUGCCCACCAACACUCAUGCCCACCAACACUCAUGCCCACCAACACUCAUGCCCACCAACACUCAUGCCCACCAACACUCAUGCCCACCAACACUCAUGCCCACCAACACUCAUGCCCACCAACACUCAUGCCCUACCAACACUCAUGCCCACCAACACUCAUGCCCACCAACACUCAUGCCCACCAACACUCAUGCCCACCAACACUCAUGCCCACCAACACUCAUGCCCACCAACACUCAUGCCCACCAACACUCAUGCCCACCAACACUCAUGCCCACCAACACUCAUGCCCACCAACACUCAUGCCCACCAACACUCAUGCCCACCAACACUCAUGCCCACCAACACUCAUGCCCACCAACACUCAUGCCCACCAACACUCAUGCCCACCAACACUCAUGCCCACCAACACUCAUGCCCACCAACACUCAUGCCCACCAACACUCAUGCCCACCAACACUCAUGCCCACCAACACUCAUGCCCACCAACACUCAUGCCCACCAACACUCAUGCCCACCAACACUCAUGCCCACCAACACUCAUGCCCACCAACACUCAUGCCCACCAACACUCAUGCCCACCAACACUCAUGCCCACCAACACUCAUGCCUACCAACACUCAUGCCCACCAACACUCAUGCCCACCAACACUCAUGCCCACCAACACUCAUGCCCACCAACACUCAUGCCCACCAACACUCAUGCCCACCAACACUCAUGCCCACCAACACUCAUGCCCACCAACACUCAUGCCCACCAACACUCAUGCCCACCAACACUCAUGCCCACCAACACUCAUGCCCACCAACACUCAUGCCCACCAACACUCAUGCCCACCAACACUCAUGCCCACCAACACUCAUGCCCACCAACACUCAUGCCCACCAACACUCAUGCCCACCAACACUCAUGCCCACCAACACUCAUGCCCACCAACACUCAUGCCCACCAACACUCAUGCCCACCAACACUCAUGCCCACCAACACUCAUGCCCACCAACACUCAUGCCCACCAACACUCAUGCCCACCAACACUCAUGCCCACCAACACUCAUGCCCACCAACACUCAUGCCCACCAACACUCAUGCCCACCAACACUCAUGCCCACCAACACUCAUGCCCACCAACACUCAUGCCCACCAACACUCAUGCCCACCAACACUCAUGCCCACCAACACUCAUGCCCACCAACACUCAUGCCCACCAACACUCAUGCCCACCAACACUCAUGCCCACCAACACUCAUGCCCACCAACACUCAUGCCCACCAACACUCAUGCCCACCAACACUCAUGCCCACCAACACUCAUGCCCACCAACACUCAUGCCCACCAACACUCAUGCCCACCAACACUCAUGCCCACCAACACUCAUGCCCACCAACACUCAUGCCCACCAACACUCAUGCCCACCAACACUCAUGCCCACCAACACUCAUGCCCACCAACACUCAUGCCCACCAACACUCAUGCCCACCAACACUCAUGCCCACCAACACUCAUGCCCACCAAACCAACACUCAUGCCCACCAACACUCAUGCCCACCAACACUCAUGCCCACCAACACUCAUGCCCACCAACACUCAUGCCCACCAACACUCAUGCCACCAACACUCAUGCCCACCAACACUCAUGCCCACCAACACUCAUGCCCACCAACACUCAUGCCCACCAACACUCAUGCCCACCAACACUCAUGCCCACCAACACUCAUGCCCACCAACACUCAUGCCCACCAACACUCAUGCCCACCAACACUCAUGCCCACCAACACUCAUGCCUACCAACACUCAUGCCCACCAACACUCAUGCCACCAACACUCCUGCAUCAUGCCCACCAACACUCAUGCCCACCAACACUCAUGCCCACCAACACUCAUGCCCACCAACACUCAUGCCCACCAACACUCAUGCCCACCAACACUCAUGCCCACCAACACUCAUGCCCACCAACACUCAUGCCCACCAACACUCAUGCCCACCAACACUCAUGCCCACCAACACUCAUGCCCACCAACACUCAUGCCCACCAACACUCAUGCCCACCAACACUCAUGCCCACCAACACUCAUGCCCACCAACACUCAUGCCCACCAACACUCAUGCCCACCAACACUCAUGCCCACCAACACUCAUGCCCACCAACACUCAUGCCCACCAACACUCAUGCCCACCAACACUCAUGCCCACCAACACUCAUGCCCACCAACACUCAUGCCCACCAACACUCAUGCCCACCAACACUCAUGCCCACCAACACUCAUGCCCACCAACACUCAUGCCCACCAACACUCAUGCCCACCAACACUCAUGCCCACCAACACUCAUGCCCACCAACACUCAUGCCCACCAACACUCAUGCCCACCAACACUCAUGCCCACCAACACUCAUGCCCACCAACACUCAUGCCCACCAACACUCAUGCCCACCAACACUCAUGCCCACCAACACUCAUGCCCACCAACACUCAUGCCCACCAACACUCAUGCCCACCAACACUCAUGCCCACCAACACUCAUGCCCACCAACACUCAUGCCCACCAACACUCAUGCCCACCAACACUCAUGCCCACCAACACUCAUGCCCACCAACACUCAUGCCCACCAACACUCAUGCCCACCAACACUCAUGCCCACCAACACUCAUGCCCACCAACACUCAUGCCCACCAACACUCAUGCCCACCAACACUCAUGCCCACCAACACUCAUGCCCACCAACACUCAUGCCCACCAACACUCAUGCCCACCAACACUCAUGCCCACCAACACUCAUGCCCACCAACACUCAUGCCCACCAACACUCAUGCCCACCAACACUCAUGCCCACCAACACUCAUGCCCACCAACACUCAUGCCCACCAACACUCAUGCCCACCCAACACUCAUGCCCACCAACACUCAUGCCCACCAACACUCAUGCCCACCAACACUCAUGCCCACCAACACUCAUGCCCACCAACACUCAUGCCCACCAACACUCAUGCCCACCAACACUCAUGCCCACCAACACUCAUGCCCACCAACACUCAUGCCCACCAACACUCAUGCCCCACCAACACUCAUGCCCACCAACACUCAUGCCCACCAACACUCAUGCCCACCAACAUCAUGCCCACCCAACACUCAUGCCCACCAACACUCAUGCCCACCAACACUCAUGCCCACCAACACUCAUGCCCACCAACACUCAUGCCCACCAACACUCAUGCCCACCAACACUCAUGCCCACCAACACUCAUGCCCACCAACACUCAUGCCCACCAACACUCAUGCCCACCAACACUCAUGCCCACCAACACUCAUGCCCACAACACUCAUGCCACCACCACUCAUGCCCAACCAACACUCAUGCCCACCAACACUCAUGCCACCAACACUCAUGCCCACCAACACUCAUGCCCACCAACACUCAUGCCCACCAACACUCAUGCCCACCAACACUCAUGCCCACCAACACUCAUGCCCACCAACACUCAUGCCCACCAACACUCAUGCCCACCAACACUCAUGCCCACCAACACUCAUGCCCACCAACACUCAUGCCCACCAACACUCAUGCCCACCAACACUCAUGCCCACCAACACUCAUGCCCACCAACACUCAUGCCCACCAACACUCAUGCCCACCAACACUCAUGCCCACCAACACUCAUGCCCACCAACACUCAUGCCCACCAACACUCAUGCCCACCAACACUCAUGCCCACCAACACUCAUGCCCACCAACACUCAUGCCCACCAACACUCAUGCCCACCAACACUCAUGCCCACCAACACUCAUGCCCACCAACACUCAUGCCCACCAACACUCAUGCCCACCAACACUCAUGCCCACCAACACUCAUGCCCACCAACACUCAUGCCCACCAACACUCAUGCCCACCACACUCAUGCCCACCAACACUCAUGCCCACCAACACUCAUGCCCACCCAACACUCAUGCCCACCAACACUCAUGCCCACCAACACUCAUGCCCACCAACACUCAUGCCCACCAACACUCAUGCCCACCAACACUCAUGCCCACCAACACUCAUGCCCACCAACACUCAUGCCCACCAACAACUCAUGCCCACCAACACUCAUGCCCACCAACACUCAUGCCCACCAACACUCAUGCCCACCAACACUCAUGCCCACCAACACUCAUGCCCACCAACACUCAUGCCCACCAACACUCAUGCCCACCAACACUCAUGCCCACCAACACUCAUGCCCACCAACACUCAUGCCCACCAACACUCAUGCCCACCAACACUCAUGCCCACCAACACUCAUGCCCACCAACACUCAUGCCCACCAACACUCAUGCCCACCAACACUCAUGCCCACCAACACUCAUGCCCACCAACACUCAUGCCCACCAACACUCAUGCCCACCAACACUCAUGCCCACCAACACUCAUGCCCACCAACACUCAUGCCCACCAACACUCAUGCCCACCAACACUCAUGCCCACCAACACUCAUGCCCACCAACACUCAUGCCCACCAACACUCAUGCCCACCAACACUCAUGCCCACCAACACUCAUGCCCACCAACACUCAUGCCCACCAACACUCAUGCCCACCAACACUCAUGCCCACCAACACUCAUGCCCACCAACACUCAUGCCCACCAACACUCAUGCCCACCAACACUCAUGCCCACCAACACUCAUGCCCACCAACACUCAUGCCCACCAACACUCAUGCCCACCAACACUCAUGCCCACCAACACUCAUGCCCACCAACACUCAUGCCCACCAACACUCAUGCCCACCAACACUCAUGCCCACCAACACUCAUGCCCACCAACACUCAUGCCCACCAACACUCAUGCCCACCAACACUCAUGCCACCAACACUCAUGCCCACCAACACUCAUGCCCACCAACACUCAUGCCCACCAACACUCAUGCCCACCAACACUCAUGCCCACCAACACUCAUGCCCACCAACACUCAUGCCCACCAACACUCAUGCCCACCAACACUCAUGCCCACCAACACUCAUGCCCACCAACACUCAUGCCCACCAACACUCAUGCCCACCAACACUCAUGCCCACCAACACUCAUGCCCACCAACACUCAUGCCCACCAACACUCAUGCCCACCAACACUCAUGCCCACCAACACUCAUGCCCACCAACACUCAUGCCCACCAACACUCAUGCCCACCAACACUCAUGCCCACCAACACUCAUGCCCACCAACACUCAUGCCCACCAACACUCAUGCCCACCAACACUCAUGCCCACCAACACUCAUGCCCACCAACACUCAUGCCCACCAACACUCAUGCCCACCAACACUCAUGCCCACCAACACUCAUGCCCACCAACACUCAUGCCCACCAACACUCAUGCCCACCAACACUCAUGCCCACCAACACUCAUGCCCACCAACACUCAUGCCCACCAACACUCAUGCCCACCAACACUCAUGCCUACCAACACUCAUGCCCACCAACACUCAUGCCCACCAACACUCAUGCCCACCAACACUCAUGCCCACCAACACUCAUGCCCACCAACACUCAUGCCCACCAACACUCAUGCCCACCAACACUCAUGCCCACCAACACUCAUGCCCACCAACACUCAUGCCCACCAACACUCAUGCCCACCAACACUCAUGCCCACCAACACUCAUGCCCACCAACACUCAUGCCCACCAACACUCAUGCCCACCAACACUCAUGCCCACCAACACUCAUGCCCACCAACACUCAUGCCUACCAACACUCAUGCCCACCAACACUCAUGCCCACCAACACUCAUGCCCACCAACACUCAUGCCCACCAACACUCAUGCCCACCAACACUCAUGCCCACCAACACUCAUGCCCACCAACACUCAUGCCCACCAACACUCAUGCCCACCAACACUCAUGCCCACCAACACUCAUGCCCACCAACACUCAUGCCCACCAACACUCAUGCCCACCAACACUCAUGCCCACCAACACUCAUGCCCACCAACACUCAUGCCCACCAACACUCAUGCCCACCAACACUCAUGCCCACCAACACUCAUGCCCACCAACACUCAUGCCUACCAACACUCAUGCCCACCAACACUCAUGCCCACCAACACUCAUGCCCACCAACACUCAUGCCCACCAACACUCAUGCCCACCAACACUCAUGCCCACCAACACUCAUGCCUACCAACACUCAUGCCUACCAACACUCAUGCCUACCUUCCUAAUUUUAAUGGUGGGAGCAGAGGGACCCUGCAUGCUCUCCCCCAAACCCACCUUCCCUCCUAUCUCCUCUCAGCUGCUUCUACCAGCCACCUCCUCAUGGUGGCAUGCCGUGGGGGGAGGGCGACUCAGGGGAGGUAA